UUUUCCUCAUUCCUGAAACCUCCUAACCUGGUUGACUCGUUGGAGUGCAUUUCAUGCAUUCUUAGCAGAUAGGCUGAAGGAAACGCCUCAUUCAGUGCAGCUGGAGGCUAGAAAGUGUGGGGAGUUCAUGAACGUCUUCUGCAGUCGCUGCGGUGCACACAGAGCUGGCCGGGCCCAGGAAGGAUCCCGACCUGCUGGACACAACAUGAGUGUCCCUCAUCUGGAAAAUCUGACUGACAGUGAGUUAAGGUAGGACAAUUCACUGACUUCCUCAAAUGUUCCCUUAAUUAUUCCCUUAUUUGACGGGGAAUGCCUGCUUGUUAAAUUGUGGUUUAAUACUUGAGAAGUGGGAGUUUUUUGUUUUCAAAACUGUUUUGAGCUACAUGAAAUCAAGAAUGAAGUGCUCCCUGUCAGAUGCUCCAGUGCUGCUAAAUUAGUGCUGCUGGCAAGUGUGGGGAAUGUGGAAAAUAUUGUAAAGUAUUAGGUCUUGUGGUGAGCUGUCAACAGCCACCACUCUUAAGCCUGUGUUGACCUUAGGUCCUUGUCCAGUUGAAGGAGAAAUAACUUGCACUAUUUUGCCCUUAUUAACCCAUUCUAAGAGUAGUGAGAUAUGAGCUGAGUCCCUUUGAUCCUGAGUUCCACUUCUACUCUAUUUUGGCCAAUGGUUUGUGUCAGUCACAAGUUAGAAGGAUUUCUGCCAUUUGCAGACCUUGUGCUGGGUGAUGGAAUAAUAGGAAGUUCAGGUAGUGAAGACUAUAGUGCUGCAAAUUCAGGUCCUGGCUCCCGGGACGUUAGAAUCCUUAUGCCCAUACAAUCACUGAGAGGACUGAGAUGUAACCUAUGUAUACCUAGCCUUCCUUUGCCUACUUGUUGGAAAGUGCAAGAGGUUUUUAAGGGAAACACUGGGGAAAAAAAGAGAUAAAUGACCUUUUUGCCUUUAAAAUACUUUAUUUUUCCAGCAUUUUAACUGGUCACAAUCACACAAGCUGUUGCACACAAAUAAAUGAUGCUAAAGGAGCCCAGAAUAAAUGUCAGGAGCUAGUUAAGCAUGUUAAUAAAGUGGUACAAAGACAUAAUGGCUUGUACUGAGUGAAGAAUGGGAAAAAUGAUCCUCUGGGCCAGCAAUAAUGGUUUGUAAAUUGUAUGUUGAUGUGUAGUGCUGGUGCAGAGUAGGAAAAGCUGCUUUGCUUAUUGCUGUCAAGAUGACUUCUUGUCCUUUCUCAGGCCAUCUGUUUGCUCACGUCUUUGCCAAUUCUUGGACUGGAAUUUUCAAUGGCAAGUGUUGGCCCCUGGCUGAGCAAUCGUAAAGUUCCUUAACCCAAAUUGCAGGAUGCUUUCUAAAACAAGACUGGGAAAAAACAGCAUCUCUUCCUGUGCUCAAAGUCCUUCCAGUUGUGUGGCUGGGUUGUGCUAGUUCCUGCUUCCCCUCAUGGGCCUUGGAAAGGUGCCUGUAAAUAGGGAGGAAGUGUUUCUUAAAGUUUUCUAUGUCUGGGAAAGCUGGGUCAGUUUUAAAGUUGUGAAACAUUGUCUUCUGAAUCAGUGAUCUUGCACUCCUGCUCCCACUGCUGUGUUUAGGUGAAUCUAGGAGGAUGGGGUAAAGCAAUAGAAAUUUUAAAAUAAGGACUAAGGAGCUCCUGAGUUUGGACAUGAGUUAGCGGUUGGUGACAGGAGAUUAGGCCUGGCUGAGCAAGUGACCAUGAGUUAGGGAGAAUUGAACAGAGCACAUGGUGGUGGGAGAUGGAGAUAAACAAGCAAAACUAAAUAUGGAAGCAAAUGAUAAACAAGGACAAGAAGUUUUUAGGUGAAGGCUUAAGCAUCAGAAUGGGGAUAGAUUAUGGCUUGACAACCUUAAUCCUCAUGUUUCCUAAUACCUUCUGAAUACUUGUCUUGCAGCCUGAGCAGUUUUUUUCAUGUGCAAGAAAAUUCUGAGAAACCAUUUGAAGGCAGACUUCGCAGGCACUUCAGGGUAUCCUUUGAGACGCAGAUGAGUGUGGUGUUUAUUGGGAAGCUUCUGAGGAUUAGGGGAUGUAUGACUAGGAAAGAAAUCAGAUGAAUGUGUUGAACUGGGUUAAGCAGUGGUGUGUAUUACAGAGUUAGUUGGAUGGAAACACAUAUCUAAUGAUUCAUGAGGUUUUAUGCAGUACGGCUGGCUAUUGGCUAAAGGUUGCCCUGAUCUCUGAAAAAUAACAGCCUUCCUUUUGCUACCUAAAUCAAUUACACUAUGCAGUGUCACGACCUGACAAUGAGACUGGAAAAUGGAAUAGAAACAACAGGCACUUCACUGCAUUUGUAGCCUGAGUCUUGCUAAAUAUGAUUUUGAUUAGAGAAGGACUUGUGAGCUCUGGCUGGGAAGUUGCUCCCAGAAAUUGUAAAAAUGCAUUACAAUUAUACUUCUCCAGGGCAAGUAGUGACAUUCCUUGUCCUACUCUUACCAUACCUGUCAGCAGAGAUGUUUAAAGAGAAUAAAGGGAGCCUCUGUUGACUUCCUGCAAACUAUUUUAGUGGCAUUCCUGCCUUAAACCUGUUGUCUUACCUUAAAUUCUGGAUUGUCAACCUUACAUUCUGGUUGACCCACAGUGUGUGUUUUAGCAGUCUUGCUCCAAAAUUUUAAGCAGCUGGCAGAACCACCAUGUUCCUAGGUAAAUUGUUUUAAACAAGAUAAGGUUAUUUGUUUUGUUGUCAUUUUGUGGUGGUUUUUUACUUGAAUUAGCCAGGAUUUGAAUUUCCAAUUAUUUAAUCAUAAUGUUGUUUUUCAACAGGUGAAGCAACUAAUUGCUCUUAGAAGUCUUUUUGUUUUGGAGAUCUGUGCUGAGAGUGAUUAAGGGACUGUUGGUCAUUGAAAAUGGAAGAAACAAGGAAGCUUUCCCCAAAGCUGAGUAAAAGCAAAGAGCCUGUGAAAACAGAAUGGGGAUCUCAGAGUGUGGUGUUCACCUAUUUCCAAGGGGACAUUAACAGCAUGGUAGAUGAACAUUUUUCUAGAGCUCUCAGCAAUGUCAAGAACCCCCAAGACCUGAGCACAAAGCACAGGGGUGAGACUGUUGUCCUGAAAAACGACAACAUGUCUCCCCAUCAGUGGAAUUUCUCUUCGCAUUGCUACAAACCAUAUCCAUCAUCAUCUUCAACAAGCAUGGCAACUUCUGCUCUGAAUUUUUCUGCUGCUGGUGCAGUAGGCCAGUGCCAGCCAUCGCCUCUGCGGAGUCGUCCAGCUCAACCUGCAGAUUUAUGGCCCUUCCCUCCAACUGGGACUCCCAGUGUCACUGGUGCAGGGUAUCCUCACACCCUCCCUGACCUGCAUGCAGCCGAUGAGCUGAUCUCUGACAGGAAAUACAGUUCUCUUCUUGGCCUUCUGCAACAGGAAAGGUGCUUAACAUCCAUGCAAGAGUGCACCAUGAAGCAACACUCAAAUUCUGCUUGUAUGACUGGACCUGCAAGGUUACAAAAUAUGAGUCAAAGUUCAGCUCCUGGGGGAGAGAGGAAAGGAAGCUCUUACCAAGGCUCAGAAAAUCCCAGUGUAAGCCAUGCCACUGCAGGUAUUCAGAUUCAUGACAGAAGACGAGAUUUGUACUUCUAGCAACUGAAUGUUUCUACUUUAUUCUGAAAGAGAAAGUUAUUUCUGUGAACUUUUAUUAUUUGUAACUGUGAAUCAAGAAGAAAUGAACUGCAGCUAUCCUGUGUUUUUUCUCUCAGCUGGAAGAAUACAUGUACUAUUUACUGUUUGGGGAAUGACAAAAUAAUCCUUUUCUAUACAGUAAUUUCUAUGCAAUGAUUUCUAAUGUUUGAGGUAUUAACCUGGGCAGUAUGUUUGUUAUGGCCAUAUAUUGUCUAUUUAAGACCUUUCAUGUAGUCCUCUUGAAAGGACUCCUGCCCUUUUUAAUCUUUCUAUGUUUAUUAAUUUACCACUCCUGAUAAGAAGAGCAAUUCUUAUCAAUGCAGUUGAUAACUCAUAAAUGCAGGGAUGCAGUUAACAUAAUUUCAAUGCUGGACCUUCUCAGCUUGAUUUGAUAUCUCCAUAUUGUUUAAAACAGUCUUAGGCCACUGGCAAGAGACUUCAACCACAGGCUAGCAAAGCACAUUAUUUAUGCUGCGAAAGUGCUGCAAUUUAUGACCAUAUUUGCAAUUCCUAGGGAUACUCUUCAGAAGUAUAUAAUAUACUUAUGCCUGAAGGCUCUGUUUUGUCCUCUCACUAAUGUACCAUCAUCCUCUAGAAAGCAGUGAAUUCAUAGGAGCUCUGAGAGGAAACCUUGGUUCUCAUUGGGUGCAAUUAAAAUACCAUUCAGCAAAAAUCUGCGGGUUAGGAGUGUUCUAUUUUCCCAGCCUCUCUGCAGAUGUAAGAGAUUCCUUUUGUAAAUAAGCUCUGUGGGUUUAUCUUUUCCUUCUCCGUUGGUUAUACAUUAACAUAAUAUAAUAGAGCAUGAUUAGCUUUUUCUGACAGCUCUAUGUAGUUCCUGAAGGCAAUUUGACCUUUGAGAUGGAAGAGCCUGUGAUUUUUAUAGGACAAAUCCUGAACUGGUAUAAAUGUUUAUGACUGUUAUAUCACAUAUCUCUGCUGCUACAG
Melospiza georgiana is the source of this 4555-nucleotide messenger RNA. It is a transcript of the gene VGLL1, whose product is annotated as vestigial like family member 1. The transcript is spliced from 5 exons. Gene Ontology annotation, biological process: regulation of transcription by RNA polymerase II. The record is from RefSeq and is a predicted model, not a curated record. Gene Ontology annotation, cellular component: nucleus. NCBI's taxonomy places the organism in Eukaryota, Metazoa, Chordata, Aves, Passeriformes, Passerellidae. Bases 2843 to 3571 code for a protein of 242 amino acids.